Yarrowia lipolytica CLIB122 is the source of this 753-nucleotide messenger RNA. RefSeq lists its product as uncharacterized. Gene Ontology annotation, biological process: thiamine metabolic process; thiamine diphosphate biosynthetic process. Gene Ontology annotation, molecular function: ATP binding; thiamine diphosphokinase activity; thiamine binding. NCBI's taxonomy places the organism in Eukaryota, Fungi, Ascomycota, Dipodascomycetes, Dipodascales. The record is from RefSeq and is a predicted model, not a curated record.
AUGACGUAUGUGACCUUCUCACCAGGAGCAUUUUUAGGAGGAAACACGACAUGUGAUCGGAAGCAGCACGGUCUGGUCCUACUUAACCAGCCCAUCACCAACAUGGAGCUUUUCAAACAAGCUUGGACUUUCUGUGAACGACGAAUCUGUGCAGAUGGAGGAGCCAACCGACUGUUUGAUGCCCUCAAGACGGACGAGGAACGUCUCAGGUUCCUACCUGACGUUAUUGUGGGCGACUUUGACUCGCUGAGAGACAAUGUACGACAGUGGUAUGAAGAUCAUGGAGUGCUGGUGAAACAUGACACGAGCCAGGAUACGACCGAUUUCAUGAAGGCCGUGACUCUAGGCAACGAAUUGUACCAGGUGCACGGCUUGCUGGUUCUAGGAGCUCUCGGAGGUCGUUUGGAUCACACCUUCCACUCCAUCUUCCAUCUGUUUUUAUCCCUCAAGCACCACCAGACGGUCUACCUGCUCAAUGACGCCUGCGUGUCCUUUCUGCUACACCCCAAUGUGCCCAACAUUGUCAAGACUCCCCAGAACCUGCUUGGAAAGGCUGUGGGUAUCAUUCCUGUUGCUGGACCUACCAGAAUCACUACCAAGGGUCUACAAUGGGACGUGGAGGAUUGGGAAACGUCCUUCUACACCCAGAUUUCCACCUCCAACUAUCUGGUUGCCGACCAGGUAACCAUCGAGUCUCCUGAUCCUGUUCUCUUUACCAUUGAGUUCAAGUUCAACGAGCUCCAUGGAGGUUAG